Didymodactylos carnosus is the source of this 1278-nucleotide messenger RNA. NCBI's taxonomy places the organism in Eukaryota, Metazoa, Rotifera, Eurotatoria, Philodinida, Philodinidae. The record is from the annotation of a GenBank genome assembly.
AUGGGAAUAAGGCAACCUCCGCCACAGCCGUCACCGUCUCUCCCAUCGAGAAAUCGACCGCUGUCGUCUGGAAAAGAAAGAAAAAUGAACAAUUUUCAGCUAGAUACUUCUAGAGCUAUGUUAUCGUCAAGAAGACUGGGAAAUGAAUGGCUUUUAACCAAUCCAUCCUCUUAUCUAUGGACCGAUAUGAGCCAGGAUACGCUAACAUUAGAAACGAUAACAACUACAACAACCACAACAACAACAACCACAACAACAACAACUGCAACAACAACUUCUACUACAACAACUGUAUCAACAACAACUACAACGUCAACUACUACCACUACUACCACAACGUCCGUAACAACAGUUAUUUGUGCCUCAAGUUGCGUCAACACCGCAGUUUCAACCUCAUUACGAUUGGCAUUUUAUUCAUUUGAUUCAACUGUCAAUGAUACAACUGGGCUGUAUAAUGCUGGAGGAAUCACUAGCCCAACAUACGUUACGGGAUAUGUUGGAAAUGCCGUUAGCUUUACUUUCACACUAUCACAGCGUCUAUCAGCCCCUUAUAUGAAUUUUUACCAAAGUAGUUUUACUGUUGAACUUUGGUUUUAUUGGACAACAAAUUCAUACGGAGCGAAUUAUGCACUUUUUGGACAAUAUGUGUCAAGUUCUAUGCAGCAAUGUCUGUUUCUCGUGAUAUCGAAUUCUAAUUUAUAUCUUGGUUUUUUCAAUGACGACUUAAAGGGAAAUACCAUCAUACUGUUGAAUACAUGGUAUCAUGCAGCAAUUGUUUAUGAUUAUGUAGCAACAACACAAUUAAUCUAUUUGAAUGGUGUUCUCGAUGGUAUUCACACAGGUGCUGGGGCAUUGUUAACCACAUCUGGCAGUGUAACAAUAGGUGGUGCAACAGUAGGCGGUGGUUUAGCAUUGGACAAUUAUUAUGGUGGUUAUAUCGAUCAUCUGUCAGUUAGCAGCCGAGCAAAAACUGCUUGUGAGAUUUUCAACGACGCCACGUUGGUUGCGUAUUUUUCUUUUGAUAACACGCUCAGUGAUUCAGGUCCUAACGCUUUAACCACUUCAGCAUUUGGAUCAACAUAUUCGUCAUCUGGACGUGUGAACCAGGCUUUAUUAUUGACCACAGCCAAUUCUUAUUUUCAAGUGCCGGGUUUAACAGGACUAGGCCAAUCAAAUGAUCCAUUUUCGAUUGCAUUUUGGGUCAAACCAAGUUCUUUAUUCGGCACACUUGUGCAUGUAUCAUCACAAGCAAACGGUAACGAAAAAUUCUUAGCUUAG